Dendronephthya gigantea is the source of this 3723-nucleotide messenger RNA. RefSeq lists its product as uncharacterized. The coding region runs from base 387 to 3485 and encodes 1032 amino acids. Gene Ontology annotation, molecular function: calcium ion binding. The transcript is spliced from 19 exons. The record is from RefSeq and is a predicted model, not a curated record. Lineage: Eukaryota; Metazoa; Cnidaria; Anthozoa; Malacalcyonacea; Nephtheidae.
UAUCAAAUUUAGCCACGCUUACUACCUCUGAAUACAGUGGCGGACGUGUUUUGGAAGUAGCAUUUUGGUCGCAUCGAAUGAAACCAAUCCAGUAAUUAAUUAGAUUAAUUAGAUUAACCUUCAUUAGCAUCUCAUUAGCGAUAUUAGUCUUAGCUUCAUUCUACACUAGAGGCAGUAAAGGCAGUUUGGUCAGACCUAUGUCAGUCAAGCCUGGACCAAAUAAAUGCGUAAUAAGGAUAUACUUCUAGCACCUCACUGAACUUGUAGUUUGGCGGUGCGCUCUCCUUCUACAGUAUCUGAAGUAAACUCGAGCUGCGAAGACUACACAAAGCAGGAUUUUUUGAUUGAGCUGGCAGCUUUUUAAAGACUUGAGAGUUGAGUUGAGGAUGAAGAUAUGUAUGAAAAUAUUCAUCAUCCUUCUAUCAGUCAUAGUACUUCAUAUAGCAUACACUGAUAGUUGGGGCGUACGACUUCCUAGUCCUGGACGUAUAGUCAGGAGCACAGUGAGAGUAGUAAAAACUGGAGUGAGAAAAGUUGGAGAAGGUGCAAAAACUGCAGUGAGGAAAACUGGAGAAGGGCUUAAGAAAGCAGGUGAAGGAAUAAAAGAGGCAACGAAAGUUACUGGAAAACAUCUUUAUAAAGGAUUAAGAGCGACUGGAAAGGCUUUUAUCGCAAGCUCAAGCUUUGUUUCAGAUAUAUUAGAUCGAGUAAACAUAGUCAAGUUUGUUUGGAAAAAACUUGGAGGCUGUUGUACAUUUGACCGCUCAUUAUGUCGCGCCAAACGGGAAUACGAAAGGAUUCAGAAGAGAUUAAAAUAUUACAAUAAAGAUAUCGAUAAGAAAUGGAAUGAAGUUGAAAGAGUUUAUCAGUGGAUAAUAAAGAUAAAUGAAAAUGUGGAGGAUAUUGGUUAUCACGUAGAAAGAUUGACUUCCGGUCUUAAAGAUUCUGUGGAGCCGUUACAUCCUCCAAUGAUUGUUCAGUACAACAAUAAGAUGAAUUUGAUAAAGCAAGAUGUCAAGUGGAAGAAUUCAUCUGUUCUGCAUCUUACUCGGCAAGGAGUGACAACGUUAGUUCAGAUUGAAAUGGCCUGGCAAUGUCCUAAAGUUGCAAGUUCUGUUCGAAGUGGUUUAAAAGAUCUCAAAAAAGCCAGAGAUAAAUGUGUAGCCAUCUUAAGAGAAAGCAACGACUUGCUUCGCUUCUUUGCAAAGGGUUGGAUACAACUGAAGUCCGCGCUAUCAUCUCAAAAAUUGCGAACACAACUUGAAGAUAUCAAAGCUCUGUGUAAGGAUAUACAAAAUUCUGGAUGUGUGUCUACAAUUGAGAAAUACCUUCGUCAAAUAACGAAUGCAAAUUAUGGUGCAACGUUUGGACUGCAAGGGGAUAUUAUAAACAUUUUAACCGGGAUUAAAUAUACGUUCUCCUGUCUUAAAAGAAAGCAAAAUGUGAUUACAACAGUAACAGGACAUUGUAAAAAAGGAAAUGAAAAUUUUAAUACAGUAUAUCGUCAAGCUGUUCAGGAUUUCUUCCCAAACAAAGACCUGUGCACAGGACUCUCAGGCAAAGAUUAUACAACCAAAGAUAAUGUUUUGAAAUCAUUGCGUAUUUCGGCAUUUGAAGAAGGUUUUUAUUCCAGUUGUGAGUUGAAUAACAGAAAGGUUAUAACGAAAACAUGUUUAAACUACAGUACUCUGGCAAGUACGUAUGAUUUACCUCCACAAGAGAGUUCAAGACUUCUUCAAGAAUGUAAGAAACUUAUACCAGGUCGACUGGGUAAAGUUCGGUGUACUUCUACAACUUGUAAAAAUGGAGGCAAAUGUCAAGAAAAGCUGGGUGGGUAUGUAUGCGCGUGUGCCAAAGGUUUCGAAGGACAAGACUGUGAAAAAGACAAAGAUAAAUCUCGUCAAUGUCGACAACAUAUUUGCCAAAAUGGUGGAAGAUGUCAGCAAGAGCAAAAUUCUUACACGUGUUUCUGUGCUCAAGGUUUUGCAGGAAGACAUUGUGAAUCUAAAGCAGAUUAUCCUGCUUGUCGUUAUGGUAAUUGGUGGGGAAGUUUUGACAGAAAAGGAUGGUCAGUUUGUCCAUCAUCAGCGCCAUAUAUCGUUGGUUUAGAAAGGUCUAAAUCAGCAAGACCGCACAAUGACUUUAUUUAUCAUCUUGAAGCUGCUAGAUGUUGUCAAGGAACUAUUCCGUUUAUCAAUGAUAAUCAAGAUUGUGUUGUUGCUGACUGGGUCGGAAGUUUUGACAGAUCGAAAACAUGGAAUUUGUGUCCUCGUGGUUACUAUUUGGCCGGGCUUGAACGAAGUAAUGGUGGAAACCUGCAUAAUAUUGAGAAAGCGAGAUGCUGUAAACCAAGAACACAACCAUUUAUAUACAAAGAUUGCUAUAAAGAAAAUGUUUGGGCUAAAUUUGAUCAUCAUAGAAGUGGAAUGGUUUCUUGCACAAGAAAUGGAUAUUACAUUACUGGACUUUACCGAUCACAAUGUGAUUUACUUUACUGUAUUGAAGAAUUCAUGUGUUGUAGUAUGCUUUCGUCUGUUGAAGAUGUCAGAGUGUCAAAACUUCAAGUGCGGAGUGAAGGAUGCAAUGAUAAACACAAAACAGUACGAUGUGGUCUCGCUAUUAUUCGUAUCGAUGGGAAAGAUUAUUCUAAACAUGGUAGAGGAUAUAACUUUGUUGUCGUUGAUGGUUGGACAGGAAAGGUUGAAAAUGAAAUCUCUUUCGAUACCCACGCUAAUGUUAAAAAUGUUAACAAAAUGAUUAAAUUUUUGCAAGGAAUCGCGUCAAGUAAAAUAGUUCUCGCGGCAAUCCAAGACGAAGGAAAAGGAUCUAUGACUUCUGAAGCUUACAAAGCAUUACUUGCCAUUGGUGCUACAGAACCCAUGAAAAGAGAUUUUAGAGGUUCGUUUGCAUUAAUCGGAUUAACUGGAAUACCAAAGCCUGGAUUUGUCAAGCAAGUUGAUAAUUUUCAAGGCAAGGGACCAAGUAUAGUGGAAAGAUUAAUUACAGUUCCAUAUACAGUCUGCCCUAAUUCCCAUGAACUUGGUAUGAGAAAUGGUGAAAUACAAGAUUCUCAAAUCUCAGCAUCUUCGGAAUGGAGCCGAAAUACCGGAGCAAAUAAUGGCAGACUAUACUUCCGAGCACAACGUGGUAGGACUGGGGCGUGGUCAGCGAAGGUCAAUGAUGUACACCAAUGGAUACAGGUUGAUAUGAAAAAAAGCAUAGUAGUUCUUGCGAUUAAAAUUCAAGGCAGGGAGGAUUGUUGUAAUCAGUUUGUAAAGAGUUAUGCUGUGUAUUGGAGUAAUGAUGGAAGAAUAUUUCAUCCGUAUAAACAACACGGGCAAAUAAAGGUAUUCACGGGAAACAAAGACAAAGGUAGCGUGGAACAACAAAUAUUUUCUCCGCCAAUCAUUGCUAAAUCGUUCCGGAUUAAUCCCAGAUCAUGGAAUCAGCAUAUCUCGCUUAGAUUGGAGUUCAUUGGAUGUUAAAACUUUCUUCAGUACAGAUUAUGAGACCAGAAUGAUUGUUUGAAUAAUAUCUCGAAUAUGCAUGCAUGCUGGAGGUAUACUCAGCAUAAUAGGAUUAUUUACUCAGGAUAUUUGCAUCAUGACGGAUGGCACAGAACGUUCAUCAAUCAUCUUUGCAUUUUGAUUGUUUCUUAAACUGACUGAUGUUAUAAUAAUUUAAUUACUUUAUAUAUACUGAUAUUAUCAAUUUUUCAGUUAA